AUGAUAGUGGUCCUACUCGAGAGUGAAAUGGACAGAUUUACCUAUCGAUGUAACCAAACAAAGCCUGUUCCAACACAGAGCGAGGGGGACGGAGGGAGGUGCAAAAACAAUGUCUCAGGUUGUCAACAUAAACCCUCUCAAUUCCUCGUAUUCAACACGACCCGCUAUCAAAACGAAUACCAAAACCAAAACUGGACUUCUCUGCUCCGAACACUCAAGUGCGAUGGCAAGUUUUCUUGCCUCUUUUCAGACAAUCGAAAAGAGGAACAAGCUAGGAAAGCCUUAGAUAAUGCACUUGGUGGAAAGAAAAAUGAGUUUGAGAAGUGGAACAAAGAGAUUAAGAGAAGAGAAGAGGCAGGUGGUGGAGGUGAUGCUGGUGGAGGAGGUUGGUUUGGAUGGGGGGGACGGUUUGGUUGGUCCAAUGGUGAUCAUUUUUGGCAAGAAGCACAACAAGCAAGUCUUGCUGUGCUCGGCAUUAUCAUCAUGUAUCUCAUAGUUGCAAAAGGAGAAGUGCUUCUUGCUGUGAUCUUCAAUCCACUGUUGUAUGCUUUGCGAGGAACAAGAAACGGGUUCAGUUUCAUAACCUCAAGAUUCCUUCAGAAGGCAUCUCCAGAUGGUCCUGCUAAUUUUGAUGAUAUGUCAAAGAAGGAAGUCUACGGGUUUGUCUCAGCUAAAGAGAGAGUUUUGAAAAAGUGGGGAAGCGAUUAAUUGUUUGGUUUCAGUUUUGAAGGUUACUUAAUCCAUAUAUGUUAUAAAUGCAAUGAGGUAUACCAAUUUUUGUAAACUUAAUGAGCAAGGAUGAACAAGACAAGGCUAAGGAGCAGCCCUUUUUUUUUUUUUUUGUG
Messenger RNA from Pistacia vera, 845 nucleotides. RefSeq lists its product as uncharacterized. Lineage: Eukaryota; Viridiplantae; Streptophyta; Magnoliopsida; Sapindales; Anacardiaceae. The record is from RefSeq and is a predicted model, not a curated record. The coding region runs from base 1 to 708 and encodes 235 amino acids. The transcript is spliced from 4 exons.